CCUACCGGUGGAAAGCGCGCAGGACGGAGCGCGUUAAAGCCCCUACACGGCCUCCAUUAAGGAUCAGAUCCCCCGAGCAGGAAUGGAAGCACAUCACCGCAUCCUGGAGCGGACGCAUCGGGGAUAGUGUGCAGUGAGGAGGAGUAUCGGGACGAUGCCUACUCCUGAGCAGGGGCCUGCGGCAGAGGAGGAGGAGGUGCAGAGCUGUGAGGAAGGAACCAGCGCCAAUAAGAUGGAGAUGGAAAGCACCACAACCAACAUCCUGGCCUCCGUCAAAGAGCAGGAGCUCCAGUUUGAACGUCUGACCAGAGAGCUUGAGGUGGAGAGGCAGAUCGUGGCCAAUCAGCUGGAGCGAUGCAGGUUGGGGGCGGAAUCUCCAGGUGCUGCCAGUGACAGUUCCUCCGAGAAGUCUCUGCUGUGGAGGUCAGCAGACUCCUCGGCAGCAGGUUUGUCAAAGCUCCACCCCUUAGACGACUGCCCUUCACCUACUUUUGGAACUAGAGGUCAAAGGUCACCCUAUUCACCCGAACUGGAGCAAAUCUCCUUGCAUGAAAGGUCAGCGGCAAACUCGCGCAGCUCGACACAGAUGAACUCGUAUUCUGACAGCGGCUAUCAGGAAGUGAGUGGUUACUAUAGCAACCUAGUGACCUCCAGGAGGUCAGAGGGACGGUCCCAGUCGACAAGCUCUGCCCCUAGUUUCAGUCCGAGCCAGGCCAUGGGGUCCAGGGCGGAGGGACAGGCGCUAGCGCAGAUGUCAGGUGGCCGUGUAAUGAGGCGUGUCAGUUCAGUGCCCUCGCGUGCCUCCUCUCCCGUCUACGCCCCCUCCCCACCCCCCUCUCGCCCUACCUUGGGAAGCCCCUAUGGUUCGCCCAUCAUCUCCGAGCCCCGCCCACUGCCCAGCGUCUUCCCUGGCACCAUGCUCCCUCCGUCCUCCGACCCGCUCCAGUCCUCUUAUCCUGGGCACCACAGGGACGGCAUGAGCUCCCCGACUCUGCUGCGCUCUGGCAUGACGGCACAGCCGCAGCACUACGGGACGCUGGGCAAACACGACGCACAGGCAUACGACAACACACAUUCCUCGUUCGGGGCACGGGCAUACGAUUUCUUCGAGAGGAUCGUUCUUUCCAGACCAGACAGUCUUACAGGCCUGCAGAGCUCCUAUAGCCAACACAGCCAGCUGGACCAGGAAACCCGAUCUCCGGACCACCACGGACCCUCCGUCUAUGACGACAGAACCUUCCAGAACCCACUGUACCAGAGCCCGACCCACGGCUCUCAGAGCGCCCUGUCCAGGAACACAGGGUUGGGGACUCUGCCGAGGACCACUAGUCAGUGUAGUACCCUGCGCUACCAGAGGGGGGCGUACUCCGUGCCCUCACACACUGACACCUAUCGCUCCACCCUUUACCGAUCAGCAGAGUCCAACUACAGCAGGCACGCAGUCGGCAAUAUCAACAAUAACAUCAGCGCAACGCGAUCGCCGUCGAUAAACAGCAUUCACAAAGAUCCUCGGGAGUUUGCGUGGAGAGAUCCGGAGUUGCCGGAGGUCAUCCACAUGCUGCAGCAUCACUUCCCCUCAGUGCAGGCCAAUGCUGCAGCCUACAUUCAGCACCUGUGCUACGGAGAUAACCGCAUUAAGGCUGAAGUGUGUCGGCUCGGAGGGAUCCAGCAUUUGGUUGAUCUCCUGGAUCACAAAGUUCUGGAGGUGCAGCGCAGUGCAUGCGGUGCUCUCAGGAACCUGGUGUUCGGCAAAGCCACCGACGACAACAAAGUGUGUGUGAGGAACGCCGGAGGAAUCCCGGCCCUGCUCCGCCUGCUGAGGAAAACCUCAGAAUCUGACAUACGGGAGCUUGUGACCGGCGUGUUGUGGAACUUAUCGUCAUGCGACGCUGUGAAGAUGACGAUCGUGCGCGACGCUCUCGGCCCUCUCACCAACACGGUGAUCAUCCCUCACUCGGGCUGGGGUGCCGCCCCCCAGAGAGAGGACCACAAGCUCAAACUGCACUCCUCCGUGGUGCUGAGGAACACGACCGGAUGCCUCAGAAACCUGAGCUCGGCUGGUGAAGAGGCACGCAGGCAGAUGCGCUGCUGUGAGGGUCUGAUCGAUUCCCUGCUCUACAUCAUCAAAACGUGUGUCAACACCUCAGACUUCGACAGCAAGAUUGUAGAAAACUGCGUGUGCACGCUGAGGAACCUGUCGUAUCGUCUCGAGCUGGAGAUGCCACCCUCUCGGCUGAUGGGCACGCAGGAACUGGACACGCUCCUGGGCAACGAUCCGUCCAGCAAGCAAAUGGACUUCAUCUGCUGGGGUUUGAGGAAGAAGAAGAAGAAGCGGUCCUGGCAGGAUCAGCAGUGGGAUGGCGUCGGACCUAUCCCAGGAUUCUCUGGGAGUCCGAAGGGGGCGGAGAUGCUUUGGCACCCAUCGGUUGUGAAGCCUUACCUCACCCUGCUGGCCGAAAGCUCAAACCCGGCCACACUGGAGGGAGCAGCUGGGUCCUUACAAAAUCUCUCAGCGGGGACCUGGAGGUUCGCAGCUUAUAUCCGAGCAGCAGUGCGUAAGGAGAAGGGUUUGCCCAUUCUGGUUGAGUUGCUGAGGAUGGAUAACGACAGGGUGGUGUGCUCUGUGGCUACGGCGUUGCGCAACAUGGCUCUGGAUGCCAGGAACAAAGAGCUGAUUGGGAAGUACGCCAUGCCGGAUCUGGUGACUCGCCUCCCGGGUCAUGGACCCUCGCUGCUCUCUGAUGAGACGGUGGCGGCGGUGUGCUGUGCCCUUCACGAGGUCACCAGCAGAAACAUGGAGAACGCCCGCGCACUCGCCCAGGUGGGCGGCAUCGACAAGCUCGUCAGCAUCAGCCGAGGCCGAGGGGAGAGAUAUUCCAUGAAGGUGGUGAAAGCCGCAGCGCAGGUUCUGAACACGCUUUGGCAGUACAGAGAUCUGCGCAACGUCUAUAAAAGGGACGGGUGGAACCAAAACCAUUUCAUCACUCCUGUGUCGACUCUGGAGCGAGACCGGUACCGAUCACAACCCACGCUUCCUACCAGCAACUUACAGAUGUCACCUGUCAUCCAAUCAGGUGGUAGCGCCACUUCCUCCCCGGCUAUGCUGGGAAUAAGAGAGCAUCGGAUGAGUAAGAGGAGGGCUCAGUCUUCUAUGCAACUUCAUAACUAUUACGGAGACGCCAACCGAAACAAAACUCUGUACACAGGGUCAGGAAAGCAUUCUGCCUAUUUCAUAAGUUCCUACCCCUCUCCGUCCCACGAGGAACCUCACAGGUCACAGCUCGGCCAGCUGUACUACUCAGACGAGCCGUCUCAAAGGUCCUACGACACAUACGGAAUGUAUUUGGGGUCGCCGAUGGGUUACGACGACCCGUACCUGGACGAGCCGCUUCACUACCCUGUUGUGAGCGAGGGGCAGGCGCUCAAGCGCAACACCAACUACGUGGACUUUUACUCCACCACACGCAGGCCUUCCUACCGCGCUCAGACCUACCCAGCGUCUCCAGACUCAUGGGUGUAGGCACGAGUGUGUGUGUGUGUGUGUGUGUGUGUGUGUGUGCGUGUAUGCGCAUGUGUGUAGGUGUGUUACAUCUAUCUGGUCAUGGUGAGAAGAUUUUGAUGCAGAAUUUAUCCCUACAAAGUUGUGCAUUGAAGGCGAAGUUGAAGUGACAGGUUCAUUUUCAUCUAAGGGACUGUGCCUGUGUGUGUGUGUGUGUGUGUGUGUGUGUGUGUGUGUGAGAUUGAAACUACUAUGAUACAUAGCGUGUAUGAGCAGUGCGUAUGUGUGUGUGUGGCAUCACAGUAACUUAAAUGGAUCUUAAAGUACUUUAAUCUGAGAUUAAAAAAGAAAACAUAUACUGUAUGUGAGCCAAAGAAGGAUAUGAAACAGUCAUAUUUAUCAUAUUUAUCAUUUUUUAAAAUUAUUAUCAUCACAUUUUUAUGAGUAAGUCUACAUUUCACAUAUAUGCUACACCUUCAAAGGAUCAAACCACACAAAAUUUGGUUCUACGUUGUACAUUCAUGGUUUGUUUGGUUUUUCUUAUUUUUUUAAAUGGCAUGUUGAAAGAAUGAACAAGUCAUUAAAAACAAUUUAAACAGUGUAGUUCAAUUAUAUGUCCGGUGCAAUUUUGAUGAAGAUCUCAAAUCUGUGGAAGAGAAAAACUGUUAAUAAUAACGUACUGUGCAAUGGUAACAAAACGUCCCCUUGUCCAGUCUCGUUGAUGUAUUUACUGUUCAGAGUAGUGUGUGCCACGGACUCGUGUACGGAUCUGUCGGUUUACUGUAAAACGUGUGACGUGUGCACCGCAGCACAACGCCCUGUGUCAUGUGACAUAGCUAUGUAGAGCAGAAUCACGAAUUAGAGACUUUAUGGAGACAACAUGUAUUAUAACACUAUGAGAAAUAAAGAUGAACAUUUGUUUUUGUAUGUGUGGUGUGUGUUUCUUUAUAAUCCUUUAUGAAGUCAUCUAUCCAUC
Ictalurus punctatus (channel catfish) is the source of this 4475-nucleotide messenger RNA. It is a transcript of the gene pkp4, whose product is annotated as plakophilin 4. Gene Ontology annotation, molecular function: cadherin binding. Lineage: Eukaryota; Metazoa; Chordata; Actinopteri; Siluriformes; Ictaluridae. Gene Ontology annotation, cellular component: nucleus; adherens junction; plasma membrane. Bases 155 to 3520 code for a protein of 1121 amino acids. The transcript is spliced from 22 exons. The record is from RefSeq and is a predicted model, not a curated record. Gene Ontology annotation, biological process: cell-cell junction assembly; cell-cell adhesion.